AUGGAAAUCAAUCUUCUCCGUCCUGCUGUUAUCGGUGGUACUCUCGGUGCCACUUCCGUUGGUGUUCUGGGUGCUGGUCUCGGUGGUGUUACUGGUGCUGGUCUCGGUGCUGCUGCUGGUGCUGUUGUUGGUGGUGCUGCUGGUAUUGUUUUAGGUCCUUGUGCUAUCGCUACUGCUGCUGCUGGUGCUGCUGUUGGUACCGCUGUUGGUGCUGUUGCUGGUACUGCUAUGGGUGCGGCUGCUGGUGGUACCUUUGGUGGUAUUAGUGGGGCUAUUGUUACUCUUUAUAGGCGUCGUAGGAAAAAUGCCCGAAAAAGUCCAUGUACCGAUAUAACAUGUGAUAAUGAAAUCAAAGAAUUAUAUGAAUGUCAUUGUUGUUUACAUCUUGUUUGUUUUUAUCAUUUGAGUAAACAUAUUGAAAUAGUAAAAGAAAAUAAACAACGAUUGAAUAAUCUUCGUAAUGAAUUAAAUACAGUUGUAUAUACACUGGAACUAAUUAUUGAAGAAAAACUAUUGAUUAUUGAACGUGAACAAAAUUUGAUUGAACAAGCAAAAAAGAUUUUUGACGAACCCAGCAGUUCAAUGGAUGAACUAAAAAAUAUUAUCGAAAAAAUUAAUCAAACAAUAGCAUCAAAUCAUUCAAGUAAAAACUAA
This is a messenger RNA of Rotaria sordida, 654 nucleotides long. Lineage: Eukaryota; Metazoa; Rotifera; Eurotatoria; Philodinida; Philodinidae. The record is from the annotation of a GenBank genome assembly.